Messenger RNA from Physella acuta, 669 nucleotides. RefSeq lists its product as uncharacterized. Lineage: Eukaryota; Metazoa; Mollusca; Gastropoda; Physidae. The record is from RefSeq and is a predicted model, not a curated record.
GGCCACCAAUUUUCUGUUUACGACGCACGUUAAAAAAUUUCCUAUCCAUUUUUAUUUGGUUGCUUAGUGCUUAUAAUCUAAAUAUAUGUAGUAUGUCCUAAUCAGAAUCUCCUUAAAAAACUAAAUGUGUUUUUGAUUGAUCUCGAUUAUAAAACACGACAAGUUAGCAAAUUACAUCAGACUUGGGUUCUUUGGCAUAUCUAUUAUAACCCUGCACCAUCCAUUGGAUCAAGACAAGCAGCACUAUAACUAACAACUUUACAUCAGCAGGCCUAGAUAGAAAAGCUAGCAAAUCAUGGACACCGCUGAGAGAAUGUCACUUCUGGUCAUCGUUUGUUUGGCCACUGUUUGCUGUGUCCUCUCUAAGACGAUAUGCGAUGUAGACGUGUGCAGCCGUGUUGAAUGUUUGCCCGUCCUGGAGUCUGACUGCCAGGGAAUGUUCAUCAAAAAGGGUGGUUUUUGUCGCUGCUGUGAUGCUUGCUUCAAUGUUCUGAAACCAGGUGACACGUGUCAGAUGUAUGACAUGGCAGCCCCACCCACUGCCCUCUGUCCGAAUGGCUACUACUGUGAUAGUUUUCACAUGGAGUGUUCUAUCCUGCUUGGCUAGAAAAACCCUUAAAAACGGCCAUUACAAAUCAUACAUUCAGAUUAAAAAUAAUGUCUAUCUUC